AUGUCCAUAAUGAACUCUUUCGUUAACGACAUCUUCGAACGCAUAGCCGCAGAGGCCUCGCGCUUGGCUCAUUACAACAAGCGUUCGACUAUUACUUCACGGGAAGUGCAGACCUCCGUGAGACUGCUGUUGCCCGGUGAACUCGCCAAGCACGCCGUGUCAGAGGGCACCAAGGCAGUCACCAAAUACACCAGCUCCAAGUAA
This is a messenger RNA of Parnassius mnemosyne (clouded apollo), 204 nucleotides long. Lineage: Eukaryota; Metazoa; Arthropoda; Insecta; Lepidoptera; Papilionidae. The record is from the annotation of a GenBank genome assembly.